Messenger RNA from Oncorhynchus mykiss (rainbow trout), 2588 nucleotides. NCBI's taxonomy places the organism in Eukaryota, Metazoa, Chordata, Actinopteri, Salmoniformes, Salmonidae. The record is from RefSeq and is a predicted model, not a curated record.
GUAACAGAACGUUGCUUCUGAGCUCCCGUGCAUUUUGGACACGCACCGACUCGGUUUGGGAGGCAGGGAGUGACAAACAUAUUUCUCUGAAAGGGAUUUUGCUGUACUCCCAUGUCUAUUUUAAAAACCUAAUAGACGUUUUAAGUUUCACGUUAUCGUGUGUCUGCUGCACUGAUGUGACGUUUGGCGUUUCACAAGCGGAUAAAACGCUCAGGUGUUUGUUUUUCAUAGGUGGAUUUCCUGCCUUUUUUAAAAAACAAUUCCUAAGUAGAGGAGCGACAGGAGGCUUUCACCUGCGUUAUAUUUCUUUAUUGCAAAACUCUUGUUAAACCACGUCAGUGUUUUUCUUGCUUUCGUUUUUAAAUAUUUAAUUUCUAACCACCGACAACGCCGAGUGGCCACGUUGGAACAAACAGAUUGAAGAUGGACGAGGCAGAGAAGUACCAACAGAGACUGCAGGCGAUCACUGAGAAGCGUCGUCUGCAGGAGGAACAGGAGAGGGCCAAGAGGGAGAUGGAGGAGGAGCGGCUGAGGCUACAGCAGCUCAAGAGGAAGUCUCUUAGAGACCAGUGGCUGAUGGACGGCCCCUCUUCCCCCACAUCCUCAGAGCCUCGUUCCCCGCUGUGGGGCUCCCAGGCCCAGGAGAUGGAGCAACACAUAGACAAGUUGCAGACAGAGAGUCAACGGUUAGCGGAGGAGGAGGAGAAACUGGAGCAGCAGAUGGAAGAUGGCCGAGCUAAUGCAGCGGUGGUGGUGGAGGCUACAGCAGAAGCAGACCAAGCAGUUAUCUUGGAGAAUGGACAGGAAGAAGUAGAGGCUGAAUCCGUUUUAGGAACAGUUGAGGCAGCACUAUUGGAACGAGCUGAGAUCCUCACCAAUGGGAGAGGAGAGGGGGAGGGGCAAGCUGCUACCCACAAUGCAUCAGAGGAAGGCGGACUGCACAACAGCACCAACGGUCCAGUGACAGUCGUCCCUGAAGAUGGUGCCAUUACCAUGACGUUCCUGGGGCUCACGGAGGUGGAGCCAGGCGAGGCUCCGGUAAUCGAGGAAGGAGGACUGAUCAUGAUGCGAGCGGAGCGAGUGAUUAUCAAUGACGAGGGAGACGAGCUGGCAAAUGAUCUUUCCUCUACGGGUCAGGAACAGGAAGUAGACUCAGCCGUGUCCAAUCAGAGGUCAGAAUCUCCUGAGGAAGGAGGAAUUGAGGAGACGAAACCAGAGACAACUCCUGAAGAGUCCUCAGAAGUAGCAAAAGAGACUGAGACAGAUGCAGACACAGUAACCAGAGGUUUAGGAGAAGGACAGAUGGACACCGUAACUAGAGAUUUAGGAGAAGGACAGAUGGACACAGUAAUAGGAGACUUAGGAGAAAGACAGAUGGAGGGUGUGGGAAACAGUGGUGGAGAGGAAGAGGCGCAGCCAGUAGAGGAAGCUCCUGUGUCUGACUUGCAGGCCCCAGAUGAUGGCGUUGUGGCUGCCGUUCCCGUCUACUCUGAGACCUUACUCACCCCCAGGCCCGACGCAGAGGGAGAGGCUGCAGGCGAGCCGGCAGAGGGCGAUGUGGAAGUGAAGACUGAAGUGGAAGUCAAGGGGGAAGAGGAGGCCUCGCUGGCCCCAGAAUCAGCCAUCCUCCCUGGGGGCCAGUUCCUGGAGGUGUCCCUAGUGGAGCCCCGGACUGAGCCAGAGCAGGAGCCCCUGCUGUUCCCAUCCAAGGCCCAGACCCUGGCCUUGGGGGAGCAGGCUCCAGCCACCCCAGAGACACUGACCGCUACCAGGGGAGAGGCGGAGGGAGGGGUCGAUAUGGCUCCCAAACGCAAGACCUGCCAGUGCUGCUCUGUCAUGUGAUCAAUCAUUUCGUUCGCUCUCUAUCUCUCUACCAAAUUCUCCAAUGCUUUCUCUGUGUAAUACUACAAGAGGGACUUGAGUCUGCCUCUAACACUGUGAAUGAUGGUGUUAUUACUGAAGUGCCUUGUGGAUCUCCUUCCCUAAGGGUAUAGCUCAGUUACCCAUCCAGAGGAACCUGGGUUUUGUUCAGUAGGGCGAAGUGCUUUGAAAUGAAAAUUCAAAACCAGUGUUUUUCUUAUUGGACCAGGUCCAGGUAGGCCCUCCCUGUUCGAGUCAGUUUUUUUUAUUUUGAUGAACACAACCCUGAUGAACACAACCCUGAUGAACACAACCCUGAUGAACACAACCCUGAUGAACACAACCCUGAUGAACUCAAGUUAUUUUCCUAAUGAACACAACCCUGUCAGCCUUGCCUGUGUUACUGUUGGCUGGUACUGAGAAUGAAAGACCAGUCUUGAUCCAUUAUGCUGUAUCUGUGUAUCCACCCUACUAUUCACACAGAACCUGCUUUAAACUGAACUGAACCAUUAUCAACUGUUAAAGGGAAAGUAUGUUUUUAUAUCUAAAUUCUAUGCAUUUUAUUUUCUCAGUGUAUUUUCCAUAGAAUACAAACAGUGCUCUGACAUGUAUACAGCCACCAUGAAAUCAAGUGGGAGUGGGGGUUUAUGUAUAUCUUUCUUUCAACAGGAUACUUUUGAACUAAUCAAUAAUGGUUUAGUGAUUAAACUGACACUUGUGAAAUAUUA